AUGUCGGGUCUGAAGCAUACUCUGGGUCUUCUGGCUCUGAUGGUAGUUUGCAUCAUAGCUGAAGAGCAGAAGGUUAAAUCCGUCUCUGAAAGGAUUGAGGAAGCCAACAGGAACAUCGUCAGACGUCCUGAUGGGCCCUUUGUGGAGGAUGACAUCGCCUAUGCCUCUGAAAGUGAUAGAAACGCUGACCCCUGCACCUCCCGCGACUGCAAGUGGGACAAGGCCAGUGACGGCCUGGUGUACGUGCCCUACGUCAUCGCAGACCACUACACUUCUCGAGAGCUGGCCAUCAUCGAACGUGGUCUUCAGUCCUUCGACAGUGUCACCUGCAUCCGAUUUGUCCCUCACAGCACUCAAAAAUACUACAUCCACAUCCAGUCACUGGACGGGUGCUUCUCCUAUGUGGGUCGUCAUUUCUAUGUUCAGGAUCUGUCUCUGAAGCGUUCGGGCUGCCUGUACCAUGACAUAGUGCAACAUGAGCUGCUGCACGCUCUGGGCUUCAAACAUGAGCAGUGCCGCUCCGACCGAGACCAGUACAUCCGCAUCCUGUGGGAGAACGUGAUUCCUGGUUGGGAGUACGCCUUCGACAAGAUCAACACUCUGAACCAGGGAACCCUCUAUGACUACAACUCUGUCAUGCAGUACAGCAAGUACGCCUUCUCCAAGAACAACCAGCCCACCAUGAUGCCAAUCCCCAACCCCAAUGUUGAUUUCGGCGUAGCUACCGAGAUGAGCCAGAAUGACAUCGACAGGGUCAACAGACUGUACGACUGCAAAUAG
This is a messenger RNA of Scomber japonicus (chub mackerel), 780 nucleotides long. Its product is annotated as high choriolytic enzyme 1-like. Lineage: Eukaryota; Metazoa; Chordata; Actinopteri; Scombriformes; Scombridae. The transcript is spliced from 7 exons. The record is from RefSeq and is a predicted model, not a curated record. The coding region runs from base 1 to 780 and encodes 259 amino acids. Gene Ontology annotation, molecular function: zinc ion binding; metalloendopeptidase activity. Gene Ontology annotation, biological process: proteolysis.